This is a messenger RNA of Aspergillus mulundensis, 2496 nucleotides long. RefSeq lists its product as uncharacterized. The transcript is spliced from 5 exons. Gene Ontology annotation, molecular function: microtubule binding; plus-end-directed microtubule motor activity; ATP binding. Gene Ontology annotation, biological process: microtubule-based movement; mitotic spindle assembly. The record is from RefSeq and is a predicted model, not a curated record. Bases 1 to 2496 code for a protein of 831 amino acids. Gene Ontology annotation, cellular component: nucleus; spindle microtubule. Lineage: Eukaryota; Fungi; Ascomycota; Eurotiomycetes; Eurotiales; Aspergillaceae.
AUGGUUGAUGAACUACUAUGCGGCUACAACUGCACCGUCUUCGCCUACGGACAAACCGGGACAGGCAAAACAUACACAAUGUUCGGAAAAAUGACAGAAGAGCUUGGGCUUUUGUCUGACGAUGCAGGGAUCAUCCCACGCACUCUCUACACCCUAUUUGACAAGCUCAAGGGCAGGGAUAGCACUGUCAAGUGUUCUUUCAUCGAGCUAUAUAACGAGGCCUUAUGUGAUCUUCUCUCCGAUGAGGGGGAUACAAAACUCCAGUUGUUUGAGAAUGAACGGAAUGGCGCCAACGGAAGUUUGUUGGUGAAAGGGAUGCGAGAAUCAUACGUUGAUUCUCCAUCAGCUGGUGUUCGACUACUCGAAAUGGGUAGUCGGAAACGACAAGUGGCAGCAACCAGAUGCAAUGAUCUCAGUUCCCGAAGUCAUACCAUCUUCACGAUCAACGUGCUUACCAGGACUAGCGAACAGUCCAUUACGUCUGGGAAACUGAAUCUGGUAGACCUGGCCGGCAGCGAGAAUAUUCAGCGAAGUGGUGCCGAGAACAAACGAGCUGUCGAAGCCGGUCAAAUCAAUAAAAGCUUGCUGACGCUUGGACGAGUCAUCAAUGCACUGGUUGAUAAAUCCUCACAUGUGCCGUACAGAGAAUCAAAAUUGACACGUUUACUGCAAGAUUCCUUGGGUGGGCAGACCAAAACUUGCAUAAUUGCGACUGUUUCGCCCUGCCAGUCAAGUCAGGAAGAGACUGUCUCUACACUAGACUACGCAUUUCGCGCCAAAAACAUUCACAAUAGACCGCAGAUCAACACUCCCGUCCCAAAAGAUACAUUACUCUCAGAACUUGCUCUGGAAAUCGAGAAUCUUAAACGCAACUUGAGAGCGACUAGGGAUCGGAACGGCGUUUAUAUGACUUCCGAUACGCAUGAAGAGAUGCUCAAAGAGAUUGAGUCCCGGCGGAUCGUCAACGAGGAGCAAAAGCAAUGUAUAGAAGCCCUAGAAUCCGGCCUCCAACACAGGACAGGAGAGCUGCUCGCAGUGACACGGCAGCUCCGGGACUUGGAUCUCGACAACAAGGAGGCUCAUCUAAAGCUCAGGCAAAUGAAUGACGCUCUAAACAAGGCUCACAAUAUAUGGGGCGGAUCUAUUGCAGAGGUCUCGGACAUCACCGAGAAAGUGGGAGCUCGAAUGAAGGAUUUCCAAGCUCACCAGACGAGACUCUUACGGGACUUUUCAGCCAAUCUCGGCCGAUUCCUUGAAAAUGAGAUGACGGCUGCUCAGAGGAAUCAGACCCUCCUUUAUGAUACUCUCCGUGCUGUCGAAGGCGCUGGGGAGGAUUCUAAAACGCAACUAUUGAAAGGCGAGACAGAAGAAGCUUUCCAUCAGCUCAAGCAAAUAAGCAAAACGGGCAGGGCGACGGUUUCCGAGGCCUUGAAUGAACUCUCUCAUGCAAUUACCCGGAUAUCUGAAGGUCUUGAGGGUGAGCUAUUGAAGUGCAACGACCAGUUUGAAAUGGCCUACGGCGCAUUCGAUCAAGACGUCCAGUCUACAUUUCAGACAAUAGUAAAACAUGUUGAGGAGCAAAACGUCGAGAUCAGCGAGCUACGCCAUCGGCUUCAAAAUGCCAAUUCUCGAAUGAUAGAGAUGAACCACAAGACGUCGCUUGACGUGGCUCGCCUUUUGGAAGAGGAGCGUGCGAAUGCUGAAGUAGAGCGCAAUAACUUUCUGAGCCAGAUCGGUGCAAUCUACGACCUUUCAUCCCAGCAACGUUGGGACCGGCUUCAAGAGAACUACAAUAUCAUCUGCAGUGACAUUUCAAGUUCUGGAAUUCUGAUGGAAAGUCUCACUACACAUAGCCGGAUUGAUGAGUGCAUCGCAAGGCAAAAGCAACUUGCUAAAGAACUAGCUGAUUCAAGCAGCUAUCUCAAAGUGCGGAUGUGGCAAGAUAAAGAGCGUCUGGGUAAACGACACUUUUCCGCCCGACAAGCAGCAGUAUCCGCGAAGAAGGACCUCCAGCAAAGUGUUGACAAUCAUAAGGAGACUCUUCACGAACAGCUGGAGCUCUGGGCUCGAGAAUUGGAAAAGACGCAAUCACAGAACAAACAGCUUAGUGAUGCCUACCUUGGCCAUUUGAAUACAUUGGAGACCACUAUCAAGCAGUCAUACUCAACAGUGAAGGACCAACUUGGCAUGGUGCUUGAAAACUCCGGGCAAUUUCAGAAAGACAUGGCACGGCAUUCGGACGCAAUGGAGCAGCCUAUUGAGGCCUUGGAGAAGGAGAUCUGCGAGCCCCUCUCGCACCUGCGAACAAACAUACAGAGUUAUUCAAUACCAACAGGUGCCUCCCUAGAACAGGACGCCUGUGAUAGACCCGGGGCAACUCAGAGCAAUCAAGAGGGCACUUCUCACUGGGAACAUGACAAUCUGGCUAAGCAGCCACGCGUGGAGAUUGCAUCUGACGACAGCGAAAACCCGCGACUGAAACGGCGACGCCUGUAA